CAAAGUCAUCUCCAUCUGACGUUUUCCGAUCAAUGGCGCCCAACUGGCUGUGGAUGUUUGUAGCGGGGGUGGCUUUGAUAACUACCACCGUUUGGACCGAAGAACCUAGCGAGGCCUUGAUGAAGGAAGCGACUAUUGUUUUCCACAAGAAGCGUGGGACGCCAAACGCUGUAGAGUGCGGCAAGGCAAAGGGCCUCUGCCAAGUGCCGAAAAAGUACUGUCCAGCAUACUACAUAGGUCGCAACUUUUAUGUGACAAGGGCCCGCUGUUUGGUGAGCAGCAAAGGUGUGAUUGAUGCACCAAACCAGUUGACAGUUCUUGGUCCAGGGGUUGUGAACGUCACGAUUGGAUUACACGAAAACUUUAGGAAGCCAAAGGGACCGGACGUUGCAUGGAUUAAGAUCGAGGAUCCCAGAUUGAACAAACGGAAGGAACUAACAGUUGCAGAGUUAUUUCCAAAGAAUUGUGUACGAUUUCAUCUGGAGAUAGUUGACUCACCAUCGACUGACGCUCAUGCUCAUUUUCGAUGGAUCAAACAGAAGAGCACUCCUCACCCAAACGCAAUUAAUAAAACCACAAUCAAACGGAUAUACUCUGGUACGAUUGCCUACAAACGACCUGAACCGUCGACUGCAGACGUGGAACACGUGGUUAUGUGUGAAGCGAGGACAGGAGUGUCGGGAGUGUAUGAACUACACUACAUCCUUUUCGCUAUCUACGAUACCGGCCAUACGUUGGAUAUAGAUUGUCAUUUUGCAAAAUGCGGAACGAAUGAUGUCAGUCGCAUGAACAUAGUUACGACACCAGCUCCGGUAGUCAGAUAUGUGUACAACUAUGUUUACGAAUACGAUUAUGAGUACUACUAUCCGAACUACACGAUCUUAAUAAAUGAUCCACCUACAACUCCAUUGCCAACGACGAAAAAACCAAACCUUGUGACAAGCAUAAAGGUUUUCAAUCCAACUACACCCGAACCAGACGAACUCAUAGAUUGGGAACCUGAAAUCUUACUAGGGCCGAUCGAAGCAGUUAAACCUCCAACGAAGGAAAUUCCAACAACUCCCGAAACACCUCCAACUCAUCCCCAUCCACCGGCGCCUAAGCCGGAGCCAUCUUCAAAUAAAACCAUUUCGUUACCUCCGACCACCACUCCUAUGCCGAUUAAUGAAUCUACAACUGCCACGCUUCAAGUUACCCAGUUGCCCGAGAAAAUUCCCAAGUACGGAAACGAAACUGAAUUGUACACAGGCAGGCCGAACAAUUUUCCCUUCAGUAUUAGCUACAUCGACGAUACGAACCCGGAAGUCAUUACCACUCCCAAAGAACCGGUGAAGCACUGCGUAGGUUGCCGCAGGUGUCACCGUUGCUGGCAGAGAAGACGACUACGGUAUCGUCACCGUAGGGAGUCACCAUCAUCAUCCGCACCGUCUGGGAUUUCUCCAGGCUUAUGUGGUGCGAUGCGAUGUGCAACAGGCAGCACUCUUCCACCUUGGAUUGAACCGAGGACUACGAUGACGCCAGCCGUCGUUCAAUACCUGAAUCCGGAUCAGCAGAGAGGAAGGGCUUAUCCGGAUGCAGCUAGUGGCGAUUCUUGCUAGAAAUUUCACAGUUUUAUGGUCGUAAAAGAACAGUUAUUGUAAUGUAAGUGAUAUUUAGAUCAAAGAAUAAAAUUUAAUGUGUUCCGC
Molecule: messenger RNA, 1685 nt
Organism: Armigeres subalbatus
Lineage: Eukaryota; Metazoa; Arthropoda; Insecta; Diptera; Culicidae
Exons: 4
Coding region: 33-1598 (521 amino acids)
Source: RefSeq, a predicted model, not a curated record